GAUUCGCUAAUCGUUUCCAUAUUAUUUUCCUCCCUGCCAGCAGGUGAAAACAGGAUGAAACCAGCCUGUGUCGAAUGGUUUUGUUGUUUGAAACCGGUUUUAAUAAAGGCCUUGUCAUUAGGCUAUAUGAAAGCUUUAAUCAUUUUAUAAUACUGCGUCAAAUGAUCUUAGACCAAGAAAGCCCCUCUAAUCCGAAUCUAUUUCGUGUAUUAUAUGUUAACAGCCUGUGCGAUGUCAGGUGUUCGAGACGAUUUUAAACGUUUACGUUUAAACAAUUUGUUUAAUCUCGGACUCAUACAUGAGCUAUCCGCAGCCCUUUUCGACCUUGAAUUUAGAAAAGCCGUAAUUCAUAAAAGAAUGGUUAUAACACUGGUAAGAAAAAUGAAGAUGCAGAGCGUGACGCAUUAUUGCAUUAUUGGGCUCGAGGUUUAUUUUUAAGGCUGGGCCUGGUUUCGACUGAUUGAAUGAGGCGCAUAUCAUUGUAGACGACCACGUGAAAUUACAACUCUACUUGUCACCGUGCACCUGAUUCAACUGUGUGUAAACAACAGACAUAUUGAAGCCUAUCAGAUGAAGCCUGGCGCGAAUUGAUUUGACUCAAAAACAGCUGUUAGUUAACUAGGAGUCUAUUUAACAGUUAUUUAAUAUUUGUUUAGCACAGGCCUUGAGUGUUAACACCCACCGUCUCGGGUCAUGUCGGUGAAGAUGGAAAUGGAUGUCAGUGGCGUGUCCAGGGCACCCAUCUCUGUUCUACCUGCUGCCGCAGAAGUCAAAGCCACGCUGAAGCCCGAGACGGUGGACCGGCCCCGUUGUGCCAGCACGCCAUGCUCCCCCAUCCGAAACACCGUGUCGGGGUACCAGAUCCUCCACAUGGACUCCAACUACCUGGUCAGCUUCACCACCGGGGAGGAGCUGCUGAAACUAGCCCACAGGUGGUCCCCCAACGCAGAGAAGGGCCUGGUCACGACGCCAGCCCCGUCUGAGGGCACGCCCAGUUCCAUCCCGAAGCCCGUGGACCUGGGCGUCCACCGGGCCUCGCGCUUCUACAAAGCCAGAAGCCGCUACUACCAGCCCUACGACAUCCCGGCCGCCAACGGGCGCCGACGGAGGCGCAUGCCCAGCUCUAGCGACCCCUACCUCAGGUCCCUGUCGCAGGGGGAGGGCGGGCCGGAGAGGGCCGUCUAUCACGGCCCGCUGCCCCACUGCCUGCUCAAGGGGAAGCGGGUCCAGUCCAGGUCUCUGGACUACCUCAAUCUGGACAAGAUGAGUGCCAGGGAGCCGCCGGCCGACACUGAGGUGCUUCAGUACCAGCUGCAGCACCUGACGCUGCGGGGCGAGCGCGUGUUCACCAGGAACAAGACAUGAAGUCGGCCGACCGAGCCGCCGCCGCCCGCCCGCCCGGUCCGUUCGUCGCGCUCCCGUGGGGUUCGGGUGGGUCCAUCCAACCGCCGGUCUUCACCCCCUUACCCAGUUCUUAGGCGAGUUCUAUAGGCGGACACUCGGUGGAUGUUACUAAUUUUGUCAUUGUCGAGCGGGCGUGGCAAAAUGAGGCACGCUCUAAAUGUAAACCUUAAAAAAAACAAAAAAAUAUACCUACAAAAUGUAAGUACACUGAAAACGGGGGUCGUUCUGAUUUGACACUUUUGACGGUGGUAAGGGUUAGCAAUAACUGGUAUGUUUAUUUAUGGACAAUGUUGUGUGUGCGCGUGUGUGUGUGUGUGUGUGUGUGUGCGUGUGUGUGCGUGCGUGCACCUUUCUACAAAAAAAAAAAAAAAAACGGUAAGGGAUGUGUAACCAAUGCCUCUUUUUCCUGCGUUUGACUGCACUGUUAGUCUUCUGGUGUCGUCACAGGUCCAGCAUCCUCGAACCUCUACAGCACACCUUUUACUUUUCAGCCAACGCAUCUGUGGUCAUUUGCAUUUGCAAAAGCAGUACUAUAUGUAUGACACCGUAUGGCUUUCAGUACUGUAUGUUAGGGUACUGAAUGCCUGUCAUUACUAUAUUAUAAUACUGUGUGGCUGUCAUAACUAUAUUGUGGUACUGUAUGGCUUUCAUCACUCUAUUUAGGGUUUUGUAUGGCUGUCAUUACUAUAUUAUGAUACUGUAUGGCUGUCAUUACUAGAUAUAUGAUACUGUGUGGCUUUCAUUACUAUAUGUAGGGUUUUGUAUGGCUGUCCUUACUAUAUUAUGAUACUGUAUGGCUUGCCGUACCAUAUGUAAGGUACUGUUUGGCUUUCAGUACUAUAUGUAGAGUGCUGAAUGGCUUUUAGUGUAAGAACUGACUCCACUGUCCACAUUUAUUUGCUCCUGCCAAGCACCAGCCAAACGUGAGUUUUAUGUAAAGCACUGACUGUUACACAAUCAAAAGGUUAUUUAAAACCGAGCCCUUUGAGAGGAUUUGUGGGGGAGAGGCUUACCGUCAGAGUGCCUAAAGUGAGAUUAGCUCCUUAUAUGCUGAAUUAAUCCCCUCCCUCCGUUUCUCCUGGUCAGACAGAAUCCUCAGUGGGAUGAGGGGCUGAAUUAUUCCAGGUUGUCUGCAUCUAAAAGUUGUGUCCAUCAUUCAAAAUCCAAAACAUUCAUUUUCACAAACGGUAGUGUUUUUGGCUCGGUUUCCUGGAUACAGGUCAAGUUUAUUCUAUAGUCUAAAUCUUUCACCGGGAAUCUCCAUUAAGUUGGCUUUGUAUUUCGGCGUGUAGCUUAAUCUGUGUCUGGGAACCUUACCCCGAAAUCCUAGGUUAAAGGUCACCAUUUUGUUUUCGCCACAACCUUAUACAGCUGUGUAAAGAAACAAACAUGAAACUCAUUACUAUAGCUAUGGAAACCAAAGUAGGACUAUUAUGGGUGCCCUGGGAAAACUUGACCAAGUCAUUUUUGUAAUAAAAUCUAUUAGGGGGUUUCUUAGGACACUUGACAAUCAUUUUGAGGAGUAAUCUUAGUGGAACACCUUACUUGAAGUAGCCCUGAUCUAAUGCCAUCAUAACAACAUUGUUAGCAUGAUAUACAUGACAAUACACAACAAUAAUCACAUGACAUUCAUUGGGAACUAUGUGUAGAUAUUCCAUUUCAUGCUUCGUAAUACGGUUAUGUCAGCCGUCACAAGCACCUCUACUCCGAAACCUUAAGGCUCAAUGCCCUGGUAAAAUGGGUUCACGCUAGUUUUCAUCGUUCUCCUUCUGUUCCAGUUUAACCUCUGUGCAUCCGAGGAAGAAAAUAACCUCCCGAAAACACACAAGGAAGGUCUUGUAAAAACCAGGAACUGCGUCUGCAACGGUGUCUUGUUUGUGUUCUCUAACAUACUCUGUCUAGCUUGGGUAAAAAGUAGCUUGCCAACAACGUUCUGUUGUAGAUGGUUAAUGGGAGUAUCAGUCACCUUCAGUCACAAUUACAUUUUUCUUCUUUUUUUUUUGCCUGCAAUUUAUUUUAUUUUUUUAUUGCAGUUUUGCAUUUUUGUUGUAAGUGAUCUGAAGUCAUGGGAAGACAAUUACAUUCCUUUUAAGUAACUAUCCAGGUUUUCCAGAUUUCUGUGAAAAAUGAAAACUGUUUACUAUAUAUGUGAAUUUGUUUUCCUUCCGAAAUGGGAUUUUGUUACUUUGAAAAGCAGCAUUUCUGUGUGGGAAUUAUGUGGAUGUAUCACAAUAACAAAACGAUCUGGGCAUAUACUGGUGUAAGUAGAGCGCUUAUUGGCAGGCACAUCUUUUCCUAGACUGCCGCUUGAUCAGCACAUCAUUCUCUAGACUACUAAUCCUGCUUCUGAGCAUUUAAGAAACACUUUUGGAAGUGUCUUUUCCUAUGUAUGCUUUGGCCACAAAUACUAGGAUAGGAUUUGGGUAUGAAUCCGUAAUAAUCAUUUUGAAAUUGGAGCAGCUGCUUAGAAAGAAUUGCACAUAUUGAAGUUAAAAUGAUACAUUUGAAAUGAGAUUUUUACUAGGCAAUUACUGUAAUAUGAAAAAGAUUUUUGUUGUUAAUACAAAAUUUUUACAUUAAGAGGACACUAAAAAGCAACUGAACUCCACGUCAUAAUGUUAUCGAACUACAUAUUUCAAAUCACCUCUAAGGACGAAACCUGCAUUUAGAAAAAGUGUCUGUAACUAAGCAAUGAUGAUUCAGAACAUAAUCUUAAACCAGGUGAAAAAUUGUUUAAAGAUCUUCAUCUUAAAAGAAAUGUUAAUACAACAAAUGGAAACAAGCUUCUACUUUCUGAAACAAGUCAGUAUUUUGUGUGGCCUGCCUUAGAAUUGAAAACUAUUUUAAUUUGACAGACUGUUGUGUAAUUUCUAUUUUUGCAUAGCACUCAUCUUGUAAUGCUUUUUGUUGCUGAGGUGGCGUCUUUUGCACAUACUGUUAGUUCGAUAUUAUUAAUACCAUUUGCGAUUUGCCCAUGCUGUGACUGAUUUGUGGCUUUGGUGGCUUUAUAUUCUUGAAUGUUAAAAAUUUGGUUGAUGUCAAAUUUCUUUAGUGUCUUCAUUCAACAGGAUGAAUUUAGUUCAGAAAAAACACCAAACUGACUCUUUCUCAAUAUUAAACUGACAUUGGGUGUGACUUUAAUGAUGUAGCAAUUGGGUUGGCUCCACAAAAACUGUAUCAUUGACACUGGUGGUUGUCUAUCGUAGCUAGUUUAUUUGCUAAGUUAGCCACAGUAGCUAGCCAGAGCACAUUAUUUUUAACAAACUAGUUUUAGUAUACCUACAGAAUAUGGGCUUGGUACAUUUUUGAUCAAUCAUUCCUAUCUACACAAAAAGGAUAUUCAAAACAAAUUUAAUCAGAAUGCAAAUAGCCUUUAUACUUUCCUGUCUCACUUCGUACACCAGUAACCAAAUCAACGAGGCAACCAAGCCAACAUUCUUGUCAGUCCAAAAGGCCCUGAUCAGAGAGAAUAUGAACAUGGUGUUGCUGAGAUAUAAUAUGUAUCACAACUGUAUCACUAUACAUGUAACCACCUAACCCUUACUGAACUUCUGUGAGAUUCAAAAAGCCCUCAUGUUUCAAAAUAUCCAUGUAUUUUAAUGUGACUAAAUAAUACACCCAGUGUCUCAUGAAGAAAACCUGCCAGUUGGUGGUCUUACUGUAAAUGGAUAAAUGUGUUAAAUUAGGACUCGGCUUCAUCUUCAGCCUAGGUUUAGCAUAUUUCCCUACUAUUAUCUGCCCUGAGAGGGAGAAUAUGAGUUUUCUUUUUUGCUUUGUUGCCCAAAGUCAACCUUUAACAUAGCCAGUGUUUGUUUCACAUCAAAGUAAAAAUUCAGUUUUACUUCAACUUCACUUCAACACAUUUCAGUAGGCCCUACCGUUCAAGACUAAACAUGAUACAAUAUGACUGGAUGUGCAUUCCUAUUAAGAGCUAUUACAUUGUGUGCAAAUGAUUAAAAGACAGGCGCCACUUUAAGUUAUGCUAUCGUUUCAACGUUAUUGAAACUCUCCUUGACACUAAUUAACUUUAUUCCUGGACUAAGAUGCACUGAUAUACUGGAGUAUCUUCACUGAACCUGAUUUUUAGUUCAGAAAUAUUCCCUAAUCUGUGACUGGGAAUUUAGCGUCUAAAUUAAAGCAUUGUCAAUGUGGGUUAAAAUGUUACAUUUCCCUGCAGAACUUGCACCACAAGUCAUAAUGCAUUUAGAGACUCAUUGUGAGUUCUACACAUAGGCUUAUAUGUGGAACAUUGUAUUUUUAUUUGUAGAGUAGGUUUAUUGGUACUUAUUUAGACUUUCUGAUCAAUAUUUUUUUCACUAAAUGUACAUACUGUAGUUUUGCUGCUUUGAAGCAUUUUAGUUUUUCUAAUGUGUGUCUGUUUCUGCCCUGACUGACUGUCUUAAGUUUUAUCUUUUCACUUGACAUUGUUAUUAAAACACUACUAUGCUAUGAA
This is a messenger RNA of Esox lucius (northern pike), 5857 nucleotides long. RefSeq names its product macrophage immunometabolism regulator (gene macir). Gene Ontology annotation, biological process: negative regulation of cytokine production involved in inflammatory response; negative regulation of fibroblast migration. The transcript is spliced from 2 exons. NCBI's taxonomy places the organism in Eukaryota, Metazoa, Chordata, Actinopteri, Esociformes, Esocidae. The record is from RefSeq and is a predicted model, not a curated record. Bases 694 to 1365 code for a protein of 223 amino acids.